This is a messenger RNA of Toxotes jaculatrix (banded archerfish), 1858 nucleotides long. RefSeq names its product purine nucleoside phosphorylase-like. The record is from RefSeq and is a predicted model, not a curated record. Gene Ontology annotation, biological process: nucleoside metabolic process. The transcript is spliced from 6 exons. Gene Ontology annotation, molecular function: purine-nucleoside phosphorylase activity. Lineage: Eukaryota; Metazoa; Chordata; Actinopteri; Toxotidae. Gene Ontology annotation, cellular component: cytoplasm. The coding region runs from base 114 to 995 and encodes 293 amino acids.
CCCCAUAUAAAAGAGUAAACGUAGAACUGAUCCCUCCAUCAAGAAAGCGCUCAUAGAUCUAUUUUAACGCGGAAUUUAACAUCCUUCUGCCUCCAUCUACAUCACAUUUCAUCAUGUCCGAGUUUGUGUCUGGUGACAGCUACAAGGAGUGCCGGGCCACAGCUGAUUGGCUACUGUCCAACACACAUGUGCGGCCGACUGUGGGAAUCGUGUGCGGUUCAGGUCUUGGGGGACUAGCUGAGAUGCUCAAGGAUCCGCAGGUCUUCAAAUACAGUGACAUUCCCAACUUUCCCCGGAGCACAGUUCACGGUCAUGCUGGCCAGCUGGUGUUUGGAACACUAAAAGGGAAGCCGUGUGUUUGCAUGCAGGGCAGGUUUCACCUGUAUGAGGGCUACCCCAUCCAGAAGAUCACGCUGCCCAUGCGUGUCUUCAAGCUGAUGGGGGUGGAGACCAUGAUCCUGACCAACGCAGCUGGGGGCCUGAACCAGGACUACAAAGUUGGAGACAUCAUGAUCCUCAAGGACCACAUCAACAUGCCCGGUUUUGCUGGCAUCAACCCUCUGGCUGGACCCAAUGAUGACAGGUUUGGCGUUCGCUUCCCCUGCAUGUCUGACGCCUACGACCGCAAGCUGCGGCAGCUGGCACAUGAUGUGGCAGCAGAGCUAGGCUACGACGGCUUCCUGCAAGAGGGAGUGUACUGCGUCGUCGGAGGUCCCUCCUUCGAAACCAUCGCCGAGUGUCGCAUGAUGCACAGGCUAGGCGCUGAUGCUGUUGGGAUGAGCACCGUCCACGAGGUGAUCGUGGCCCGCCACGCUGGGAUGCGUUGCUUCGCCCUGUCACUGAUCAGUAACCGGGCCGUGAUGGAUUACGACAGCCAGGAGAAGGCCAACCACGAAGAAGUCCUGGAGACGGGCAGGCAGAGGGCCAAGGAGCUGGAGAAGCUGGUGUCCAUCAUGGUGGCUCGGCUGGAACACAACAACAACAAUAAUUUCUGAACAUGUGACUGGCGCCACUGUAGCUGGUCCCGGGUCAGCUGUCCUGCUUUAUGUCAAAAAACCAGCAAACCAGAGAGUGGAUUCUUAAAAUGUUUGUUAGAACGCUACAAAAGAUCUCUAGAUCUCCUAACUUUAGACUGCUAGGCUGAGUUUACAACUAGAGAGACUCGUUUUUUUUUAUUUAAUUUUAUUUUAUUUUGGGUUUUUUUACGUUUCCACUGAAUGUUACUUCAAGUCUUAAGACCCUGGAAAAUGGUCCACUUUUUAUACAUUCCUCUAUCAGCAACGUUUACAUUUUUGAGGUGUACAGAUGAAUGAUAUUACUUUGGUGCAGUGGCUCUCUGACAAAUUCCUGCUGUGAUAUACUGCACUGUACACAGAAAACUGUAGUGUUUCAGUGAAACAGCAUCAUAUUGUAAUUUCUAAUUUAACAACUUUUAACUUAAUAAUGUAAGAUAUUUAUUGUUUCCUUUACAUUCCCUGAUAUCGUUAACUUCCAAGAUGAACAUAAUGAUAUUCCCAUCAUGCAUGUCUUCAUGAGAUCAUGGCUGAAAGACAGAAAAUAACUAAUUCAUAUAGUGUAAAAAAAAAUAAAAGGUGUAAACAUUUUAUAAAAUAUUCAAACAAAAUAUAUUUAAGUAAUGUUUUUAUUUUGAUAAUGUAUUGAGUGUUGAAGAAAGGGAUGAUAUCCUGCAUGGGACAGUUACCCAAGUGUGUAGAUUUGAGUCAAAUCUCUUUCCAUUGUCUUAUCACUGUUUUAACUAACAGACUGCAUUUCCGGCUGUCUGUGCUUCUAGAGAUACUUUACUAAAAACUGUACAAAACUGUGGAUCUAUUUACAAUAAAAAGACUCAACUUGAAAA